ACAGCACCACUUUUGUAAGUGUGUCGACAUAGCAAUUAAAGACAAAAAUCAACGUUGAAUAUCGGAAAUGUAGACUUGGGUGCUACGUUUGUUUACUACAACAUAUUUUAAAAUAUUGACCUUGAUUCAUUCUGACCCUUGUGAAAAUUCAACAUUCAAUUAAUUCACGUUGACCCAAACCCAAUGCUCUACUUAGUACCCUGAAAAGCAUUAUGUUUGCUAUUCCUAUUUAACCAAAUUUUGGUACAUCAUCACAACUUAGAAGAAAACAACUAGUUAAGCAAAAAAUAACUAGAAAAACAAUGGAGGGUGUUGUGGUUCAGAAUGGAGAACAAGUAUUACCAGGACGAUCAUGGGCUAAUAACCAAUUCACAAGGUAUGAAAACAAUCAAGGAAAUUGGAUGGAACAAAUGAGAGGUUCCUUAAUGGUGGUAGCCACAGUUAUUGCAUCCUUAACUUUCCAAAUUGCAAUAAACCCACCAGGGGGUGUUUGGCAAUCAAACACAGAUACUCAAAACGGGUGUGCACCUGAUCAAACAUGCAAAGCUGGUACUUCAGUUUUAGCCUUUGGUGAUAGCAAUCAGAAGAUUAGAUAUGAACUGUUUUUACUGUUGUGUACUAUAUCUUUCUCUGCUUCUCAAACAAUUAUUGUAUUAUUAAUAUGUGGAUUUCCCCUUCGUAACAAGUUUGUUAUGUGGUUCCUCAUAAUUGUAACGUGUCUCUCAGUGUUUUGCACAGCUGGUGCAUAUGUGAUUUCUAUUUGGAUGAUAUUGAACCCACUUGAUGGAACCUUUUAUCGUAUCACAAUUUAUUAUGGGAUUUUUUGGGUAGGGCUGAUUGCUUUGCUGAUUCUCAUAUUCUUCUGCCGCUUUGUGUUUUGGCUGCUCAAGAACUUCUUCCGUUUUAUGUGUUGCUGCUGAAGGAUUGCAAGCCAUUAACACAUAUAUUUAUGCUAACUAGAUGUGCAAUUCCAUACGUGAUCAUCUACCAAGCUAGGUGGAUCUAUCAUGAACUUUGUUGAUAUAAAUUUAUAGUUACAUAUCAAGAGUUGGAUGUUUGUGUAGUUUAAGAGAGUUGAUGUCUUUUUGUCAAAAAAAAAAAAAGAGAGAGUUGAUGUCCUUAAGC
Medicago truncatula (barrel medic) is the source of this 1125-nucleotide messenger RNA. RefSeq lists its product as uncharacterized. The record is from RefSeq and is a predicted model, not a curated record. The coding region runs from base 303 to 920 and encodes 205 amino acids. The transcript has a single exon. Lineage: Eukaryota; Viridiplantae; Streptophyta; Magnoliopsida; Fabales; Fabaceae. Gene Ontology annotation, cellular component: plasma membrane.